Molecule: messenger RNA, 1925 nt
Organism: Hemibagrus wyckioides
Lineage: Eukaryota; Metazoa; Chordata; Actinopteri; Siluriformes; Bagridae
Exons: 3
Coding region: 1-1341 (446 amino acids)
Molecular function (GO): catalytic activity
Source: RefSeq, a predicted model, not a curated record
AUGGUGGACCAGUCCAGCAGUGCUAGUGGAUCUGAUGGAGCAAGGUGUAGUGCGAGCGUAACCCCCCUAUGUCCUACUCGCAACCGCUCCAAGCAGGUCUCGAACCCGGGUCCCAAACUUCGGAACAUAGGAGACCUCAAAGCUCAUGACAAUAUCCAUAUAGUGCUGGACUGUGAUAUAUCACGAGCAUGGCUGGGAGAUAAUUGGAAAUUUCAAAAUGGUGGCAUUCUGGAUGGGUUUCCAAGGAGGUUUUACCAUCAGGAAGUUUCCCUGCUGUCUUUGUCUUCGAGAUAUCAGAGACACCAAGAGCUUGGACUCGCCAUAGCGGGCCAAGUACACAAUGUGGAGGAACAUUUUAACAAUCAGAAAAUUUGUUUUAGUAACCUGAUUAACAUAAAACUAGAUGAUAGUGAAUGCACAGCCAGCACCUUUGAUCUGAAGCUAGGACUGUUAAAUAUAAGAUCUCUGUCAACUAAAACACUUAUAAUUAAUGAACUGAUUACUGAUCAGGAGUUCAGCGUUCUUUGUUUAACAGAAACAAAACAAAACGAGUAUGUAGUAAAUGAAGCUUGUCCGCCUGGCUAUAGCUAUAUACAUCAACCGCGUCUAACAGGCAGGGGAGGAGGUGUCGCAGUUAUUCAUGAUUAUAAGCUAAGCGCCACACAAAAACCCAGACAUCAAUUCAACACAUUCGAAGUUCUUUAUACUAACCUAACGUAUGCAACUACAGAUAAUAAGUUCACAGAGUCAAUUCCACUAACUGUUAUUUACAGACCCCCAGGGCCAUACUCUGAAUUCCUCAGUGAAUUUGGAGAUUUUACUUCAAACCUUGUUGUUUAUUUAGACAAAGCAUUAAUAGUAGGAGACUUCAACAUUCAUUUUGAUAAGCCAGAAGACCCUCUGAGAACAGCAGGUGUGUCCAUCUUAGAUUCAUUAGGUGUUAAUCAAAAUGUAAUCGGACCCACUCAUAAUGGAGGUCACACUCUGGAUCUCAUUUUUACAUUCGGAUUAAAUAUAGAAAACAGAGUCACUCUUCCACAGUCGGAAGCCAUCUCAGAUCAUUAUCUAGUUUCAUUUAGAAUGCGUCUUAGUCACGAGAUGCGCAACUUGCCACGUUACCGUAUGAAGCGUAUAUUUACGUCUGCUACUGCAGAGAGAUUUACCGAUAGUCUCCCAGAAUUAUCACACAUGAUUCGUUCACCUUCUGACCCUACAGAACUUGACCAGGCGACUGAUUACUUGGACUCAUUAUUUCGGAACACCCUAGACACUGUAGCUCCACUUAAAAGGAAAACAAUUAAAGACAAGAAACUAGCACCCUGGUACAACGACCACACAUGAGCUUUAAAACAAUCAGCUAGGAAACUAGAGCGUAAAUGGCGUCAAACUAAAUUGGCAGUAUUCCAGAUUGCGUGGAAGGAAAGCCUUCUGAGAUACAAAAGUUCUCCUAGUGCUGCUAGAUCAGCGUAUCUCUCUGCCCUAAUCGAAGAUAACAAAAACAAUCCAAAAUUUUUAUUUACUAACUAGGAGUAUAACCACUGUAGAAAAGCGCACACCAUCUACAUUUAGCAGCAAUGACUUCAUGGAUUUUUUCAAUGAAAAAAUUGACAAUAUCAGGCAAAAAUUCAGACUAGUAAUUUAAAACCAUAUUAUUUGAUAGAUAAUACUUUAGAUAAUAUAGCUAUUUCUGAUUAGAGCUUAGAGUGCUUCACUCCACUUCAAGAGCCUGAUCUAAUUUCACUGAUUUCUUCUUCAAAAUCUUCUACCUGCAUCCUAGAUCCUUUACCCACAUCUUUCCUUAAACAGAUAUUACCAGUAGCUACUGAACCCCUUCUAAAAAUAAUUAAUUCUUCUCUAAGCACUGGCUAUGUGCCUAAAUCUUUUAAGCUAGCAGUUAUCAAACCCUUGAUUAAAAAACCGGACCU